Molecule: messenger RNA, 756 nt
Organism: Paramecium tetraurelia
Lineage: Eukaryota; Ciliophora; Oligohymenophorea; Peniculida; Parameciidae
Exons: 2
Source: RefSeq, a predicted model, not a curated record
AUGUAAAACCUAGAAAAGCUAUUGAUAGCUCCAAAGCAAUACAAAUUCUACUUAAUAAUUCAUCAUUGUUUGAAUUUAAUACACGGAGUAUACUAUUGCAAAAAUUACCUUGAUAACCUGAUAAAUGAUAGAUUGCCAUUCACAUUAGCAUGGUUUAGAUGCUCAUUUUUAUUUUUGAUUUUUAUACUAAGUUUAGGUGCAUCCAUCCUUUAUGUUUUAAUAAUACCUUAAAUAAUUACUUUAAAUUAAUAGCGUACAAGGGAUUUUAUCAAUUCAUUUAAAUUAUUGUUAAAACAAAAAUUGAAUACAUAUAUGGGGUGGAUAGAAGAUAUUGUGUAUUUACUAUAUUGUUUUGGAUUGGGAUUGAUGAUUUGGGACAUUCUGACGACUUAAGAAGAAGAAAUUCAAGAUGUAAUAAAUUCUAUAAGAUAUUAAGUUACAAUCGGCAUUGUCAAAUACCUUAUCAUUAAGUUUGUUUUAGAGAAAUGGAUGCAGAAAGCUAUAUUACAAACGGAAUAAAAUUUAAUAAUGAAAACAUAUUAAUUGAAUGAAAAAUCAGAAAUAAUCUAAGAACUCUGUCCAAUAUGUUAUGAUUCCUUCAAAUCUAAAGAACAAAUAGCACAAUAUUUAUGUCCAGGAAAUCAUAAAUUUCAUCAGGAAUGCUUAAUGAAAUGGUUAUAAGCGCCUUAUAAUAAAAGAAAGUCAUGUCCUUACUGCAAAUAACAACCAUUAAAUCGAACUAAAGACUUUUUAUGA